Molecule: messenger RNA, 1793 nt
Organism: Alligator sinensis (Chinese alligator)
Lineage: Eukaryota; Metazoa; Chordata; Crocodylia; Alligatoridae
Product: solute carrier family 22 member 23-like
Exons: 3
Coding region: 46-426 (126 amino acids)
Source: RefSeq, a predicted model, not a curated record
CCUCUGGGGCCGUAGGAAGAGGAAGUGCCAGAGAGCAAUGCUGUAAUGCCCCUGAGCUUCUGGGCUGAGCAUAUGGCUGCGUUUCCUGAAUCAAAGAGCAGGAGGAAGGAGCUUACCAGGAGGCCCAGGAAAGUCUUCCUUGUUAAAGUGAUGCGAACCAGGAACCUAUGGAAAAACAUUGUGAUAUUAUCUGCGAACUCGCUGACUGGGUUUGGGAUACACAGCUGGUUUGCAAAAAGCAUGAUGGGUCCUGACGUAAAGAUGCCUACCACCAAUGAUUUCUAUGCGGACUACUAUACCAUGGCUGGGAUUGCUCUGGCAUCCUGCCUAGCCACGUGCCCGGUUUUUGGGCUUCUAGGACUGCCGCUGUUCAUGGUUCUAAGAGUUCUGGCAUCAUUUCUACAGCUUGGCCUUCUCAACUUGUAAGUGAAGACGUCCAAGUGACCUGCACCUAGAGGCUGGUCAGAACACAUGGUAUUUCAGAGUGGCACGAGGCCUUGAAUCUCUGGCUGUUCUCAGCUAAUAAUUUGGGGAGAGGGAAGAAAUUUCAUAAAGAUCUAGUGCAGUGCAGAGAACCAGCAAAUCAUCUGUGCAUGGAGAAUGCUGAUUCACGUGCUGUGCACUCUUAUUGCAGGCAAGAGGGAAUGUAACUCAGUGUUCCUUCCCUUAUCUUCACUCUUUGAAUUAUAGUGAAGCUCUGUUGUUCUUGACACCCCCCCAAAAUCAUCCAUUGUUCUGGGUAGUGUAGCACAGUUCAGUGAGACUAAGGGUAUAGCUACAUGUUAUAACUAGCAUGUACUAACUUUCAGGAAUGGUAAUACCCUCUGCAACGUGCACUGCUCUGACCUGCCCUUAGAGGCCUGAUGGACAGAGGCAUGGCUAAGAGCUGGCGAGUUGACUCUGUGUCUGUCCUGCACACCUACUCUGUAGGGCAGCAUAGGUCUCAGAAACAGGCCAGUGGCCCAGAUCAGGACCUUGACAGCCCGUGGUGAUGCAUACUGGGUCCAUCAACACCCCCAUCUGCCCAAACUGAGUCCCGACUGCCUCCCACCAGCCCAAAUUGGGCCCACAGCACACCCCUCCCCCCCUUCCCCUUAAAUCACACUGUUCACCCCAGAUCGGCCCCCACUGAUUGCAGAUUCCUGCUCACCCCCCACAGCUUUCUGCUUACCUGUGCCUGUUGGCACUGUCCUGGGGAGCAGUCAAGGGUAGGGAACCUGUCUAACGCUGCCACUGCUGCUGCUACUCUCUGGGCUAGGCUCAGGCCAGAGAGCAGCAGUUGCAGCAACAGGUGUGAUGGCAGCAGCUAGCAGGUGGGCAGCCAGCACAGGUAAGCGGGGACAUGAGGUUCGGGGAAGGCAGAGGGGGAGCCCCAAGUGUGGCGUUGAGCACGGAAUGGGAGUGGGGGUUGGGGGAGUAUUCUUAUUUUUGGGUCUACCCUGGCUGAGGGAAGGAAGAGCAUCCACCCGGGGAUGGUUUGGAGUGAUGCCUCCUGGGAUAGUGGAGGACAGCUCCCAACUCUUUGCCGUGUAGAAUAGUCUGAUGUGGCUGCAACAUGAGGUGCUGAAGGUGAACUCGAGAUAAUCCUUGCUGGAAGAGGACUCUCUCUGAGGUGCUCAGAGGACAGUUAUCUUGUGUUUUCCUGCCCUGAUGUGUGGACAUUCCCUUCUCAGGAGUCCUUAACACAUCUUAAAUGUAAUGUGUAACCAUAUCCUUAGUCACCCACUUGAAGAUUUUAAAACCAGAGUGCACUUCCAUCUUGACUGGUAUGUCAGAACUGAUUGUAUGUUUAU